Molecule: messenger RNA, 4829 nt
Organism: Corylus avellana
Lineage: Eukaryota; Viridiplantae; Streptophyta; Magnoliopsida; Fagales; Betulaceae
Product: zinc finger CCCH domain-containing protein 44
Molecular function (GO): protein binding; DNA binding; metal ion binding
Source: RefSeq, a predicted model, not a curated record
CAGGAGCCGCGUUUGGGGCCUCUCAAGAAAAGGUGAGAAAGAAGAAAGCAACGCACCCGCCCCAAAACCCGUUUCGGCCAAUCCCAAGCGACCGUCUUUCAGUAUCCUUUCUUCUCUCUUACCUUCUCAAACCCCAUUUUCUCCAUUUAAUAAACAAAAUACAAUGUCCUCCUGUCACAUCUCUGCCCAGUCAAUUUCCAUGUGCCCCCUACCCAAACCACCACGCCUGAACCGCUCCAAAACCUAGGGUUUUCCUAGGCCACCUCGAUUUCCGCCUUGACCGAGUUCGAUACGCUCCAAUUUGGCAUGGACCAGCAGGCUUCGGGCCACUACAGGCCCUGUCUUCAAGACGGAGCGUCGUCGCAGCAAGGCGUGGACCUCUUAGGCGUCGAUCAAUGCCAGGCGAUUAGGGAUAUGGACGAUUCGCUGCUCGUCGGAGCUCCGGAGGCUGGCGUGGCGCCGGGAGAAGAGGCGAAGACGGCGGCGGAGAAGAGGAAGCGCGGUCGGCCGCCCAAGGGUCAGACGAAGGCGCCCAAAACGACGCCGCCGGCUAGGAAGAAGAAGGACGAGGAGGACGUUUGCUUCAUAUGCUUCGAUGGCGGGAGCCUCGUGCUCUGUGAUCGCCGGGGCUGCCCUAAAGCAUAUCAUCCCUCCUGCAUUAAGCGAGACGAGUCGUUCUUUAAAUCAAGGGCUAAGUGGAAUUGCGGUUGGCAUAUUUGCAGCAGUUGCGAGAAGGCUGCACAUUAUAUGUGCUAUACUUGUACGUAUUCUUUGUGCAAGGGCUGUAUUAAGGAUGCUGAUUAUUUGAGUGUAAGAGGAAACAAUGGAUUCUGUGGGACGUGCAUGAGAACUGUGAUGCUCAUUGAGAGUUUACAAGGCGAUAAGGAAGCGGCUCAAGUGGAUUUUGAUGACAAAAGUAGCUGGGAGUAUCUCUUUAAGAUGUAUUGGGUAUUUCUGAAGGGGAAACUAUCUUUAACUUCAGAUGAGUUAACUCGAGCUAAAAAUCCAUGGAAAGGAGUUGAUACUAUAGCUUGUAAGGGGGAAUCGUCAGCUGAACAUUAUGAUGGUAAUGAUUAUAAAGGUUCUAGUUUGGACAAUUCUUGUGCAGACCUGGAAACGAAUAAUUCCAAAAGAAGGAAGACUAAAAAGCAGCCUGCUCUUUAUAAUCAGGACUCUAUAGCUAUGGAGAGAUCAGGUAGUGACAACAGUUCAUAUCCACUUGAAAGCACAAAAUGGGCAUCAAAGGAACUCUUGGAGUUUGUUGCACAUAUAAAAAAUGGUGAUACAUCUAUGCUAUCUCAGUUUGAUGUCCAGGCUCUUGUGCUAGAGUAUAUAAAGAUAAAUAAUCUCCGCGAUCCUGAUCGGAAAAGCCAAAUUAUUUGUGAUUCGAGGCUCAUAAAUCUAUUUGGGAAAGGGCGUGUUGGUCACUUUGAAAUGCUAAAGCUUCUUGAAUCUCAUUUUCUUGUAAAAGAAAGUGCGUCAGCAGAUGAUAUUUUUAAGGCUGGAGUUGUCAAUGUUGUUGCUAGCAUGGUGGAGGCCGAUGGGAACUAUGAUAACCAACUUCUGCUGGGUAGUGAUAAGAGGCGUAAAACACGCAAAAAAGCUGAUGACAGGGGAUCACAGACUAAUUUAGAUGCAUUUGCAGCUAUUGAUGUUCACAACAUUAACUUAAUAUACUUACGGCGUAAUUUGAUGGAGAGUCUUAUGGAUGAUGCUGACAAAUUUCAUGACAAAGUUGUUGGCUCAAUUGUUCGAAUAAGAAUUCCCAAUAAUGAUCAAAAGCAAGAGAUGUACAGGCUUGUACAAGUUGUAGGUACAAGCAAGGUGGCUGAACCAUAUAAAAUUGGAGAAAGAACUACUGAUGUGAUGCUUGAAAUCUUAAAUUUAGACAAGAAGGAUGUCAUAUCAAUUGAUGAAAUUUCAAAUCAGGAGUUCUCUGAGGAUGAAUGCACACGUUUACGCCUGAGUAUACAAUCUGGGCUCAUCAAACAGUUGACUGUGGGUGAGAUUCAGGCAAAAGCAAUUACACUUCAAGCACUGAGAGUAAAUUAUGGGCUGGACGCAGAGAUUUUGCGACUUAGUCAUCUACGUGAUCGAGCUAGUGAAAAGGGACAUAAGAAGGAGUUAAAAGAAUGCGUGGAGAAGUUACAGCUUUUGAACUCACCUGAUGAACAUCAGCGCAGACUGUACGAGAUUCCGGAAGUACACACUGAUCCUAGAAUGGAUCCAAAUUAUGAGUCUGGGGACAAUGCAGGAGAAUUAGAUGGGAGGAAACAAGAUGGUAAAGUGAGAUCAAAACUUUCUGUCUCUGGUAGAAAGGGGAGGAAGCCCAUCUCUGCACGAAAAGGAGGUGAUGCCUUGGAUGAUAUUGGAAACAGGAUACUGAAAAAAGUAACGCCACCUUGUGAGCAAAGGAGAAAUGUUGGUAUGACAUCCUCUUGGAAUCAAGAAAGACAAGCAUCUGUCGUAAAUAGUUGGAAUACACCAGCAAACCAGGUCACGACUUCUGGUUCAUUGGCCAUUAGUUGGAAUGGUCAAGCAGUGGUGAGAUCUGAAUUGUUUUCCGGGGCUGCAUCAGAAAUUUCGCAAUCGGUUAUUUCUACAGGGGCAGACCAAUCUGCUAACGAUUUUGAGACUGAAAAAAUGUGGCACUAUCUGGACCCAACUGGAAGAAUUCAAGGACCAUUUUCUAUGUUGCAGCUGCGUAAAUGGAGUACAAGUGGGCACUUCCCUUCCAAUCUGAGAGUAUGGAGUAUAAAUGAAAAGCAAGAUGACUCUGUACUUUUGACUGAUGCAUUAAGUGGAGGAUAUCAUGAAACUUCACCUUUGCCGGAGAGCAAUAAGUUACUGUCUCAGGGAGUUGGAGUUGCCUCAGAUAGAGAUAAUAGCCACGAUGGUGGGUGGAGUGGGAGUAGAGAUAAUAAAGAAGUUGAGGAGAGCUCAAAGCUGAAGCAGGAUGACUCAAGUGUCCAUGGUAAUGGUAAUGAUGAACUUUUGAAGAGCAAUGGAUGUGGCCCUCAUUCUUCUACUUGGAUUAAACCUGCAGAUGCUGCCAAUUCCAAUGAGACAAUGAAUGGCGUUUCUCAACCUGGCUGGGACUCAUCUAAGGGUAAUAGUUCUUUGCCAGACCAGCCCCAAGUGUGCAAUAGUUCACUAACCCCACCUUCAAUUUCUGAGAAGUCCUAUGGAACUGUGUCACAUCAAGCGAGGGAAGGUCAUGGGGGUGAAAGUUGCUCUGGUCAAGAGAAUGGAAAAUGCAAUUCAAACAGCACUGCUGAUGGUCAAACCAAAAAUGAACAGGUUUACGAGAACCAAUCUGACAGUGAGGGCCAUUCAGGCCAAUCUUCUGGACAGAGCUCGAGACCUCCACCCGUAACAUCAAAUGGCUGGGCUUCCAAUUCUGAAUUUAUUUCUGUAGUCAAGUCACUUGAAACAACAGAGCAAAAUCAGGAAAUUGAUUUUCCAGAUCUUCCCAGUUCCACCACUCCACAGCCAAGCAAUGAAGAUUUAAAAGUUCUGGCUGCUGAAAACAAUAAAGCCGCUUCUCCAAGUGUUCCUGUUCAGGAUGCAGGUCCUAGCUGGAGCACUGCUUCUAGUUUAGUGGGUGGUGGGGCACAAAUUCCUGAAGCAGCUGGUGAAUGGGGUAGGUACUCCCCUACUCCAGCCAAACAUUCUGUUGAGGAAUGGGACUCCAGUCUUGUCUCUGCACCUUCCAUGAAACCAGCUGAAAUGGUGAAUGAUCAUGCUGCUACCCCAACUUCAAUAAGUGAACAACUGACACAUUCUUCACCACCCAAUCCUGCAUCUAACGCAUCUAGUUGGCCGGCAAUUGGUACUGAACCCACUGAGUUCUGCUCUUUAGGUGAUGAAUCGGUUUCAGAUCUGUUGGCUGAAGUUGAAGCAAUGGAGUCUCUUAAUGGCUUGCCUUCCCCUACCUCAAUUAUGAAGGAGGAUUCUAAAAAUGAUUGUAUCAGUCCUCUAGAUGGGUUUAGCCCCGUAUUUGAUCCGGGAAAAGGUGAUGCUUUAAGUUCCACUGGCGAUUUACAAGUACCCUCCCAAUCCACAGUGACUGAGGAACCACAUGGUGUUGUAUGUCAGGCUGAUGUUCUUGGUCCUCAAAAGAGGUCCACUGGGCAUUCUCCGACAAGUAUUGAAGUGGAGGGAGAUGCAAAGCCCAGUGAUAUUUCGGUCAACCAAUGGGAAGCUGGUUCUGACAUCCAACCUACACCACUAUCUACAGCAAGUUGGGACGUUGCUGCUCCAGAUGCAACUUGGAGAGUGGGAUCAGAAAGUACAGCCACCAGCUAUGAAGCAGUAGUGCAGGGAAGUGCAAACAUGGGUUGGGGAGGAUUAGAUCAAAGAAGUAUGAAUGUUGGGUGGGGAACUGGUCAACAGGCAACAGCACAGGACAGAGUAAGCAUGAAUGUAGGCGCUUCUGCGGGGAAUCCAGGGUUUUGGGGAACCCAAUCGAGAUACGGCGGCGACAGAUCUUCUAGUCCUAGAGAUAGGGGUUUUCAGGGCAGGGAUUCAGGUUAUGGUUGGGGUGGUAGGGGGAGUGUGUGGAACAGGCAGUCCUUAUAUGUGGGUGGAAAUGGAGGUUCUUUUAGGCCUCCUCCCAAAGGUCAGCGAGUUUGUAAAUUUUAUGAAAGCGGCUAUUGCAAGAAGGGGGCGUCGUGUGGUUAUUUGCACCCGUAAUUCUGGGUUUUUGCAAUUAGGCACAUUUAAUUCUGUAAUCAUUAUUCUUAUAAGGAAGCCUGUUCCUUAACUGAUAUUGUAAUUUAACCUGUAAAAGUAUCAGUCAAGCGGCAUAAACAUUUAUUUUUUGAAUA